UCGUCCCCGUAACCCAUUCAACCGUGACUAGCGCGGCGGCAAGCAGUUGGUAACAAGUUCGGUGUGGAUCAGGUCGGGGGUGUCUGAAACCACCUCCAGCCCGUUGCUGGAAACGUGAGCACCAAGGAUCGUGCUACGUAUCGGGAUCAGCCGUCGAUUCCUGGCAUUCGCCGUAGUGCCUCUACGUGAUGGUGUUCUGUUGGCCUGAUAUCCUAGCCUCUUGUCAGAUUCGCGGUGUACUCAACCUAACCCUGGAACGUGUUCCCGCUGCCAACUCGUCGCCUUCGUUGUCCCUGUACAACAACAACCUCACCACGCUGCCGGAGGGGAUCUUCGGGGAUCUUACGGCCCUGACGAGGCUGUAAGUAGCUGGGAUACUUUUCCGCAUGCGCUCAGCCCGCGCUAGACAAAAGAAGUCAAACAUUUUGCCGGUUGGCAGAUCUGCAGUCGGUGCAUGCGGUAACUGCUUUCUUUGGAAGAGAGAAUGCGGGGGUCGAACUAGUAGUCGGGAGAUGCUGGAGGGUACCGUUGCGCUAGGGGCGCAACCGCUGUCGAAUCUGCGAGAGUUUGCCUCUUUCAAUCAGCUCGCUUGCUUCAACCUGGCGUCAACGUUGACGGUAAGCAGCGCAUCCGGAAAAAGGGUAGCUGAUGCAGUUCGGAAGCCCUUCGGUUCUGAGAUGAUUGAUCGUUGGCUCCGGUUUGAGAAUGGACCUAUUACGAAUUCUCUCAACUUCUCACUUGUCUCGUACAGAAACUGACGGUCUACAGUAAUCCCUUAUCUCAUGUGUAUUUGGUAUAAUGGCUUCAACCUGCCGGUUCUCUGGUAGAUCCUUUCCUGCAAACGAGAACACCUGCAAAGCGAGGAGUUGUGGUUGUAUUUCGCGCUUGUCGGGAAUUGUAGGCAUGCGUUGGCCCGAGGUAGCGGGCAAUCAUAACAGUUUCCCGACAUGGCACACUUUUUUGGGUGCCCCUCUUACAGUUCAUCUCCUAUAUCUCAAGCCCCUCCGGUUUUACCGAAAGUUCUCCCUUUCCCUCGUGAGAUUAUCAUGGAUCUGUGGAUUUCCUCCCAGGCAAAAGUAUCGCGAUGGCUCCUCUCCAACUGUUCGUAUCGUUAUUGGCCAUCAUGCUAACCUUGUUGCUCCUUCCUGCCGCUCUCGUCCGGUCAUGCGCCGGCAAAUCUCGUUCGGGACCUGAAUUUUAGGAAGCUGGAGGGGAAUUCUCUGGAGUGCUUGCCCUCAACAACACUGUGAGGAACGCUUGAAAAGCAUGGGUCUAUCGCUUUGUAAUACAUAUGAAGAGAAGAGUAUGGACCCUAUCGCGUGUUGGCGGAUCCGGCCAGCAUCUCGUAGACACCGAGCACACCUGUUGUUCGCUGCUGCCCGCGAUAUGAGACGAAUGCGUGUUACUACAGUAACCAAUUGGUGUUGAUGCACGUACCCUAACCCUUAAAGUGUUGCAUGUACUUGUCAGAAUGAUCAACAGAAACGUGAUUCGUCGAACACUCUCGAAACCUUCUUAGAGGUCUGGUGAAGGGUUCGGAUCCCGGCGUAAGCAAGCUUUUCUUGCAAAGUGAGUUUUUCUUUUGCUUCCGCUCCUGGCCUAGUGGAUAGCGCAACUGUAGUUCGUGUGUACACAAGAGGGACGAGUGCUGAACUCUCCUCGCAUGAAAAUCGAAGGCAACGUUCCGCAGGAGGGGAGGGUAGGGAGGGGCCCUUCUGUUUGACCACGGGUUGGAGUAGACGGCACUUGUGCUGUGAGCGCUGAUUUCAAGUGAAAAAAUGAAACAAACCGCGUUGAACCGUCAAAAAGGAGAGUUUUUCCGGGCAUCCUCCUUCCUCCUGCUUUACCCAUGGAGCAUGUUCAUUGAUACAUCGCAUCGUAGAUCGACCUCGCCUUGUUUGCUUCGACUGUCGGUAUAGCGAGACCUGUGUGACCUCUUUUGCGCCCUUCGCAGGGUGGAAGUUGAUGAUGAUGCCUCGUUCUCUGAAGACGGGCUCCACGUUGAUGCAUACGGUGACGAAUGUGGUGAGUGUCUCGCUGACAACGGUGUAGCGAUGGGCUUGGGGCCGAUAGGUGCUCACCGGUAGCAUGUUGCUUUUGCUGCGUCACAGUCUGCCCCACGAAGGUACCGGGUCGACCAGUAGCAGUUUGCGUGGGAUUUGGUUUCCGCUCCGUUUCCCGAUCGAGGCACGACGAUAUGAUCGAAAGGAGAUGCAGCGUUGAUUGAGCUUAAACCUGGCUGUUCCAUACUGUUGGACGGCUCUUACUCGGUGCAAACCUCUGCGCGAGACUGAUCUCGAAGGUAACCAUCGGGCGAGGGAUGGAUGUAGGCAUACUCAAUUUUGAGAAAGAUGUGUUGCCAUCGUCCUCCCUAAGCGGCACUAGGGCUUGUACCUUCAUGUGCAAUAUUCGCGAUGCGCCCCCAAACACCGAUGUUCUUUGAACGUUUUCCAGGGUGCUCUAUUGAGGGCGUAAUCGACAACGUGUGCGGCCAAGAAAUGUGCACUCCCGGAGAUGAAGGGUACACGUGUGGUGAGAGAACACAGGCCCGAAAGGCAACUCUGUAGUAAAUUAUCGUUCAAGUUCAUCCUCUUCAUCGAGGGGCUUGGGCAGCAACGAACUAAUACUGUCCAACAUUGAUAGUCUAGGUUCAUCACAAGAAGUGCUUCCCGAUGUCUAGGAACUAGAUUCGACCUUGAUUUAGCAUGCCUAGGUUGCGCCAAGACGCCGUCUGCUACGAAAGAAACAAGAAGUUAUUUCAACGGAGUGAUUAUUCUUCCCAACUGGUUGAGUGCACGAAACCGUACCACCAAGAAAUGGUGGUCCGUCAUUCUUCCCUUGUUGGCUUGACUUUCCACUCCUCCGGCUGGGGGUAUGUAGGGUAAAGCAUGAGUAACUGGCGAAGCUAUCGAUUGUUUAAACGUCCAAACCCAAAUUCGUCUUCGAAUACCCACCAUCCUGGCACUCGCUGCAGCGGCCAUAAUUCCGGCUACGCCC
Messenger RNA from Ectocarpus sp. CCAP 1310/34, 2997 nucleotides. Lineage: Eukaryota; Phaeophyceae; Ectocarpales; Ectocarpaceae. The record is from the annotation of a GenBank genome assembly.